GAACUACGGGGAAAUGAUAACGAGGGUGUUGGGUUUGGGUUCGAAUGUGUAGGUGCCGAAACCGCAUCUCCCUCUCACCGUUGUUGUCUGAUGAGCCGUCUCCCUCUCUCUUCCAAAUCGAACCAACACCUCAAUUUUGCCUGCACUUUGACUCAUCCCAUCGCCGUUCCCAACAGAAACCCUUCGCCUCGCCUACCCUCGUCCCUCCUCCCACUCGCCUUCCAUUCUUCCCAAGAACACUUGGAGGAGGAGGAAGAGGAGGCGAAGUAGCCCGAUUCCAUUCUGUGAACCCCAUUGCGAUUAGGGCUUUCGAUGGGGUCGUUUCAUCCUUUGCCCUAGUUUGCUGUUCCCGUCAAUCUGGUCUUCUUGUAAAUAUCAAUCGUGGCGUGGUGGAAUAGGGCGAGGAGCUGCAGGGUUUAGAGCAUGGCGGAGGCGGCGAAGCUCCGGUGGCCGUUGGUUCCUUGCGUCCGAGACUUCCCUAAAGGGUGCGGCCCUCACGCGGUGGUAGUUGGAUGGAAGCCUAAGGAGGCCCUGCCGCCUCUUCCUCCGCCCCCACCUGCUCCGGAAUCCAAGGAACUUGCCGCCUGUAACGAGGUCGCCGAGCCUGGCGUUUGUGGGCCUCCUGAGGGGGCCCCGGCCGACAUAGAGGGGAAGGCUUGCUUGACGGUCGGUACUAUGAAACCUCACGUUGUGGAUUCUUCCACGAUGGGUUCGGGAAAUGUUGCAGCCGUUAAAGUGGAGCAAGAAGAGGAACUGGACCAGGGCAUGGAGGAGUCUUCUGUUCACAACCGUGAAUUAGAGCUGCCGGUGCCGUUGUUUUUGGAGAAUGGACUCGAACAGUCCAAAGCAUCAGUUGUAUCUAGAACGGAUGAAACACUGAAUGCGGACGGUGAUCUGGUAAAGCAAUGUUCACCGAAGAUGUACCCUCCUCCGUCAAGGAAAGCUGUCUCAGCUGUUCGGGAUUAUCCAAUCGGUUGCGGAGUAAAUGCUCCUCGUAUGAGCAGGGAGGAGGCCUUAAAACUUGCAGCGAAUGCUUCAUCAAAGGGCAAGAGUCCGAUAGAGGAGAAGAUGCCUGCUGUGGAUCAACAAACAGUGGCCCCAAAAGAUUUUGCUACUGUUGAAGUUCCUGCUGACAAUAAGGUUGCCAAGGGGAUGGAGGAAAGGACUGAGAUCAAGAAGAUUGAAGAAGAAACUCUCCAGGUAGAAGCUAAGGUUUCGAAGUCUCCCCUUCCCUCUCCCAAGAUCAAGAGUUUGGAAGCAGAAAAGCAGUCUCUUUCUGGAGAAAAUAGGGAGAAGAAAUUACCUAUUAGAGCAGCUCCUGAUGAAAGGUUGGGUGUGCAGGCAAUCAGACAACUUAACAGGGAUGCUCAAAGGAGCAUGACACCUGAUCUUGAUAAAGUAGCUGCAAGGGGGGAGAGACUUUCAUUGGGGAAAUCAACUGAUAAGAUGGUGACGAAAUAUCAAAAGGUUAGUAAAAGUACCAAGAGAAAGUUCUUAGAUGCAACUGUGGAUGAAAAUGAUGCUAGGAUUGACCACAAUCUGGAUGUUGAGAAGCUGGAAGCUCAUGGCGAAAGGCUGAUCAUUCAAGCUCUCAUGGCUGCUCCCAGAUGUCCAUGGAAGCAGGGUUUCAAGUCAGGUAAUUCUGGUUCUCGCUCUGUUGCGAUGCCAAAACACAAAGUGAAGAGGGAACAAACUACGUUGAACAUGCAACUUGCCUUGAAAGAAGUGGAGGAUGAGGAUACUGUGUCUGGUAAUUAUAGUUCUCAUUCUGUUGUGAUGCAUAAACGUAAGGCGAAGAGGGAACGAACCAAGUUGAAUAUGCAACUAGCCUUGAGGGACGUGGAGGAUGAGGAUAUUCUGUCUCACGGUGAAGAAAAUGAAAGAGCAGUUACAGUUUACCAAGGAUCCUAUGAGCAGAAUGUCAUAGACGCUCCACCCCUUUCAGUUUUUGAUGGAUCAGGAGAAUUGUCCGUCAACAUCCCUCCGAUUGUUCCUUCUGGAUGGAAUUAUAGUGGUGCUGAUAGUCAAGACAUAUUGGUUCGUCAUAAGGUUAGAAGAGCGCUGCGGCUCUUUCAAGUGGUUUGCAGGAAACUAUUGCAAACUGAGGAGGCAAAAUCAAAGGGGUUAGGCAAGACAAAGAGGGUUGACCUGACUGCAGCUGAUAUCCUUAAACAAAAAGGUGAAUGGGUUAACACUGGUAAGCAGAUCAUAGGUAUUGUUCCUGGCGUUGAAGUUGGAGAUGAAUUUCAUUUCAGGGUGGAGCUCUCCAUUGUUGGUCUUCAUCGCCCAUUUCAAGGAGGCAUAGAUGCCCUAAAGAAAAAUGGUAUAUACGUUGCAACAAGUAUUGUGGCUUCUGGGGGAUAUAAUGAUGAUAUGGAUAGCUCAGAUGUCUUGAUAUAUUCUGGUUCUGGAGGAAAUCCUGCCGGUACAGAUAAGCCACCAGAAGACCAAAAGCUUCAGCGUGGAAAUCUGGCACUGAAGAACAGUAUUGACACAAAGACUCCUGUUCGAGUUAUUCAUGGAAUUAAGGAGAUGAAAGGAGGAAGUUCCCACGAUGGAAGGUCCAAACUAGUCUCAACGUUAACUUAUGCUGGUUUGUAUUUGGUUGAGAAGUACUGGCAGGAGAAAGGGCCUCAUGGCUUCUUUGUUUAUAAGUUCCAGUUAAGAAGAAUGCCAGGACAACCAGAACUUGCUCUUCAAGAAGUCAGAAAAACAAAGAGGUCAAAAGUACGAGAAGGUUUGUGCGUGAAGGAUAUAUCAGAUGGGAAGGAGAAGAUACCAAUUUGUGUAAUCAACACAGUAAAUGAUGAGCACCCUCCUCCCUUCAAGUACAUAACAGAGAUUAAAUAUCCUUCAUGGUAUGUGAAGAAUCCUCCAGAAGGUUGUGAUUGCGUGAAUGGCUGCUCCGAUUCAGGGAGGUGUGCAUGUGCUGUGAAGAAUGGAGGUGAAAUUCCAUUCAACUUUAAUGGUGCUAUUGUGCAAGCAAAACCUCUUCUGUAUGAGUGUGGCCCGUCCUGCAAGUGUCCCUCAUCAUGCCACAACAGGGUGAGCCAGCAUGGAAUCCAAAUACCACUAGAAAUUUUCAGGACAAAAACAAGGGGCUGGGGGGUGAGAUCAUUAUAUUCCAUUCCGUCAGGAAGUUUUAUAUGCGAGUACAUCGGGGAGCUGCUUCAGGAUAAAGAAGCUGAAAAGAGGAGUAACGAUGAGUAUCUUUUUGAUAUUGGUCAUAACUAUGAUGAUCACUCUCUCUGGGAGGGACUUCCUUCUCUUAUUCCAGGCUUGAAGACUAGUUCCCAGCGUGAAACUGUGGACGAUGUGGGUUUCACCAUUGAUGCAGCUGAGUAUGGGAAUGUGGGAAGAUUUAUUAAUCAUAGCUGUUCACCUAACCUCUAUGCACAAAAUGUUCUUUACGAUCAUGACGACAAGAGAGUACCACACAUAAUGCUUUUUGCUGCUGAAAAUAUUCCUCCAUUACAAGAACUGACAUAUCACUAUAACUAUUCGUUAGAUCAGGUCCGUGAUGCAGAUGGUAACAUAAAACAGAAAGACUGCUAUUGUGGGUCUCCUGAAUGCACUGGAAGACUUUAUUGAGAUUGCCUUUUAUCAAUUGAGUUCAGUCCUAGACAUGUUGUUGUGGUUGGCAUCUUUUUGUCAUCUUUUUGCUCAUGACAAGUUUGUCACUGCCACUGAUCAUAUGGGCCAACUGAAUAUUGAGAUGACUAUAUUUGUCAUGUAAUCUGGUGGUUCUGGUAUCAUAUGAAAUCCAGCAAAGGUGCAACAGAGGCAUCAACGGUCCAAAUCAUGUGAACAGCUUGUCUACAUGCAAAGAUAAGACCAUGUACAUAUGAAGCCCCUAGAUUCUGCAGAAGCUUUUGGAACUGGACUGAUCAUUUGUGGCGUUGAACCUUGACACCAUAUGGAAUAGAGAGCUGUACUGCAGACACUUCAUUUUGAAUUACAACUUUCAAGUCUUCUUCUCUUGGGAGAACAAACAUAUGCCUGAUGCGACCCAGAAGCAUAACCAAGGUUGGUAUGUUACACCAAUUAUAUGAACUUGGAUUCACGCUGUUGUGCAUUUUGGGGCUUUGUUGAGCAGCUUUUUACUACUUCACACUUGGUACCUGUUGCCAUUUUUGUGUUGCUCAAAACUAUUGCAAGGAGCUUCAUAUUAUCUGUAUCUCUAUGUGUGUCUUCCUCCUGCUCUUGAUAACGAGUAAUGUUCAUGCUGUUUUCAGUUCAGUUUACGUCGAUUUGGUCCUUAA
Molecule: messenger RNA, 4262 nt
Organism: Musa acuminata subsp. malaccensis (wild Malaysian banana)
Lineage: Eukaryota; Viridiplantae; Streptophyta; Magnoliopsida; Zingiberales; Musaceae
Source: RefSeq, a predicted model, not a curated record